Cyanistes caeruleus (blue tit) is the source of this 2695-nucleotide messenger RNA. RefSeq names its product microtubule interacting and trafficking domain containing 1 (gene MITD1). Lineage: Eukaryota; Metazoa; Chordata; Aves; Passeriformes; Paridae. The record is from RefSeq and is a predicted model, not a curated record. Gene Ontology annotation, biological process: midbody abscission. Gene Ontology annotation, cellular component: midbody.
CCCGAGGCCUGCAUGCCCCAGGCCCGCCCGGCCCGCCGCGACCGCCAUGUCGGUGCGCACCCUUGUGUGUCCCGGCCGCACAGCGGUGCCGCGGCACUUCAGUUCCGAGCGGGCGGAAGGACAGCGGUGCGACACCUCCGCUCCGUGUCCCCGCCCGUCCCUCUCCCAUCGCCAUCCCGGUCCGUGUCCUCAUCCCCGUCCAUGUCGCGGGCGGGGAACAGUAACACUGCCGCGCUGGAGCGGGCCGGGGCGGAGACGGUGAAGCGGGCGGUGCAGCUGGACGUGGCGUCCCGGUUCCAGGAAUCGCUGGUGUGCUACCAGGAAGGCAUCGACCUCCUGCUGCAGGUGGUGAAAGCCACGACAGAUGAGGCGAAAAAGCGCCGCUACCGGCAGAAAAUAUCCGAGUACAUGACCAGAGCCGAGGACAUUAAAAAACACAUUGAGAAAGAGAAACAAGAUGGCAAAUACCAUAAGCAGAUCAGGAUAGAAGAAAAUGCAACAGGUUUUGGCUAUGAAAAGCUUUUCCACGAGUACCUCACUGAGAUUGUUUCUGAAGUUUGGGUGGAGGACCCAUACAUUCGGCAGGUUCAUCAGUUGUAUAACUUUCUACGAUUCUGCGAGAUGCUAGUUAAGGGGCCAUGCAAGGUGAGAACAAUCCACCUCCUCACUUCCUAUGAUAAGGGUGGUGGGAGUAGUCAACAGAUGGCUGCCUUGGAAGAAAUAAAACAGUCAUUAAGUAAUUAUGGAGUAACACUGAAUAUUGACUUUUCAUCUUCAAUACAUGAUCGAGAAAUCAGAUUCAACAAUGGGUGGAUGAUUAAGAUUGGAAGGGGUCUUGAUUAUUUUAAGAAACCACAGGGUCAUUUCAGCAUUGGAUACUGUGACUUCGACUUGAGACCUUGUCAUGAAACAACAGUGGAUGUCUUUCAUACUAAACACACAAAGCAAAUGUGAUCAGAAAUGACUGCUUUUAAUAAGUUUUUUCAUAAGCAUGAAAAUGUGAGACUGAAAGAUGUUGCUUGAGUCCAGCUGGUUGCUGACAGAAGCAACUCUUCUAAGUACUUAGUGCAGCAGAGCUUCUAUAAACUGUAUGUUUAAGAAUAUUUGAGACUUUCCAGUCUGAGAAAACAGAACUGCAUGAUGCCUUCAUUGUAUUUCUGUAAUCUUAGUUAAUAUAAUCCAUGUCUAAAUUUUAUCUUGAUUUCAUAACAGACCCUCAAUAGUGGCUUUCAAAAGCCUCUUUCCUGCCAUUUCUAUUUUUAUUAUUGAUUUGGUCUUGAACCUGUUUUGGAUUUUAUAUCUUUUAACUCACAAUCAUUGGAAGCUGGGUGGCCACAUGGCCUCUUUUAUAAGCAGUCUUAUUUAUUUCCUUUAAUUCCUGUAUUCUAGUCAUGAGUACUAUUUUGCUGGGUUUUUGUCAAUCCUGCAGUACUUUAUUUCCCAGACUUUACUAGUAAUCCCAAAUUUCACAUUCCAUUUUCCAAGCUCUUUGCCUACAAACAUGGUAGUGUUCAGUACAGAGUCAUUUUAGGGUUGUCUUAUGUGUCUCUGCAUAAUGGCUUUUGGACUGGGAAGGCUGCAAUCAGCUGUAUUCUCCUCUCUGUCACUCCUGUGUGUCCUUUUAUUCCAUGAUACAUGGCCAUAUACCUGAUACCCAUCCUUUGCAUUAAGUGUGGAAAGGAUGUGUGAUCCUCUCCCAGUCUUACUCUCUGACUUUAAAGUCCAAUGACUGGCUUUUCAUGCCACUCUCAACUGCAGUAAGCUAUUUCUCUGCUACUAAGGUAGUCCCCUAAAAAGAAUAAGAUUUUUCAGAAGUUGGAUACCCUGAGUAUCUCAGCUGGUCAGAGCAUGGUGUGAAUAAUGCCAAGGUCAUUGUUGUUAUUCCUGCAAGGGCCUUUCACUAAAGAGCUGGACUUGAUCCUUGUGGGUCCCUUGCAAUUCAAAAAACUGUGUGAUUCUAAGCAAUACACUGUUUAGAAUAAAAACCAAGUCUUCCAUUGUCAUUCCUUCAGCCUUUGGAAACCAGAAGGUAUUACCAGAGGUGCUGCUCUUUUUUUUUUUUCUUUCUCAUACAAGAGUCCUUUGUUAGCAAGAAUCUGCCUAAGUCAUACACUCUGACAUAAAAAACAGGCAGUGGCCUCUUUUUUAGGUCCCAUCAAAGUCUUUUCACCCUCAGGACUGACACGUGCCUUACACUUUAUGCCUUGUAAUACAGUAGGCCUCUAUAUUCUAGUAGCAUAUUUAUUGCUAGAACAUUUUUUUGUUUCCUGUAUUACUUUUCCCUGAUGGAUAGUGUAUUCCAUUGUCUUUCUUUUUUCCUUAAUGUGCUUUUUAUUUCAUUUUCUGUCAUCUAAUGCUGCUAUUCUUUUCCUCUUGUUUCUAACUGUUCCACAGCAAUCAAUAAGAAACGGAGCUGGUCUUUGCCUUGUUUUCUGGGUCAUAAUUUGCCAGUGGUCUGCCUUCUUUAUCCUUUCUCAGAGUAAUUCAGCUUUGCAGUGUUGCACCAGCAGAAUGAAUAAUAUGUGUGCCACAGAGCUGUGUGCUAUUAGUCAUUCUCCUAAACAUUCCAUAGGAGCUUCCUGGCUUGCUGCUGUGAUAUGAAGUUUCUAGUCACUUGUGAAUUUUAUUCAGUUGUGUAUAAUAUAUGCCUAUUUUUUAAUGGGAAUAAAGGUUAUUUUUUACUAUUUGUAGCUUC